Messenger RNA from Aspergillus campestris IBT 28561, 1212 nucleotides. Its product is annotated as glycoside hydrolase family 16 protein. Gene Ontology annotation, biological process: fungal-type cell wall organization; carbohydrate metabolic process. Gene Ontology annotation, molecular function: glycosyltransferase activity; hydrolase activity, hydrolyzing O-glycosyl compounds. Lineage: Eukaryota; Fungi; Ascomycota; Eurotiomycetes; Eurotiales; Aspergillaceae. The transcript has 3 exons. The record is from RefSeq and is a predicted model, not a curated record. Gene Ontology annotation, cellular component: fungal-type cell wall. The coding region runs from base 1 to 1212 and encodes 403 amino acids.
AUGUUUUUCAAGUAUGCGACCGCAGCCUUAGCUGCAUUGGCGCCUCUGGCCUCAGCGCAGACCUUUACAGAGUGCGAUCCGUUAAAGAAGACCUGCCCCAACGACAAGGGCCUGGAUACCUCGUCCUACGAGGCCGACUUCACCAAGGGCGAGUCGGCCCUCGACAAGUGGAAGACCCAGUCCAAGUCGAUCAACUUCGGCGAUCAGGGUAUGGAGCUCACUAUCGACAAGCAGGGUGAUCACCCGACUGUUGCGACCGAGUUCUAUAUCUUCUUUGGUAAGGUCGAGGUCGAGAUGAAGGCUGCGCCGGGGACGGGUAUCGUGAGCACUAUUGUGCUUGAGUCGGAUGUUUUGGAUGAGAUUGACUGGGAAACCCUCGGAGGCGACACCACCCAAAUCCAAACCAACUACUUCGGCAAAGGCGACCACUCCUCCUACGACCGAGGAUCCUUCGCGGAUGUGGACCGACCCCAGGAGACCUUCCACACCUACACCGUGGAGUACAACAAGGACGCCAUGACCUGGUCCAUCGACGGCAACGUUAUCCGCACGGUAGCCUUCCAGGACGCCAAGGGCGGCUCCCGCUUCCCCCAGACUCCCAUGCGCGUCAAGAUCGGUACCUGGGCCGGCGGCGACCCGGACAACGACCCCGGCACCAUCGAGUGGGCCGGCGGCGAGACCGACUACAGCGCUGCCCCCUUCACGGCUUACAUCAAGUCCGUCAAGAUCGAGAACGACAACCCCGCUUCGGAGUACAGCUACUCUGAUAACAGCGGCUCCUUUGAGAGCAUCAAGAAGGAAGGCGGUAAGGAUGACUCCGAUGAUGAUGAUGAUGAUGAUGAAGACUCCUCAAGCACCUCCUCCUCUUCCUCCUCUACCUCUUCCUCCACUUCCACUACAUCCUCCUCAAAGGAGGAGUCCACCUCCUCAGACGAGGCGACCACCACUGGCGAGUCCGCCUCAAGCCCAACUGGAUCCAGCGCCGCCUCAAAAACCGAAGACAGCGACGGCGCGUCUGCAACGGGCCCUGGCUCUGGCUCCGGCUCUGGCUCCCACUCUGGAUCAGGAUCUCCCUCAGGCUCCCCCUCUGGUGGCGCCUCUACCCCCUCCCCCAGCUCCUUCAACAGCGCCGCCCCCUCCAGGACCUCCAUGGACGGAUCGUCUCUUGCCCUCGUCAUCCUAGGCCUCUUCACUGCCAUGCUGCAGUUCUGA